CAUUUGGAGAGAAUUUGAAAUAAAAUGUGAUUUUGUUUUCAUUCAUCGCUCGAGUCGUCAAUCAUCGGAUCAAACGAUGGAUAAAACGCUUCAAAACCUGUACUACUCUUCGCUGCUGUCGGAGUCGCCGUCUGUCAGAGACAGCACUUCCAGACACGCCAACAGAUUCCUCAACUCGUUUGAAAUGUCUUCAAUGCAUUUGUUGCCAUCAAAUCUCAUCAAUCAAAGCGUAUUCCUCAGCACCACAGCCAACGACACCUUCCAGUCAAACACUAUUCUCGAAGAGCCGGACGAGGAGUCCUUUUCUUCCGACUCUGCGCUCACUCUUUACCAGCAGUUCUUCGAGACGAACCAAAAAUAUGCCGCAAAUGAGGACAACGUCUUUGAGAUGUUGACCGAAUUCGAGCUCUUGUGUUGCGAUCACCUGAUGGUGACGUCGAGUCUCAUGAAGUCGAAAGUGAGACAUUCGGCCGAAACGAAAGACAUGAAUAAACUCGAGAAUGUGUUCCGAUUGGAGCGCAACAGUUGGCGCGUCUUCAGAGCCAUCUUCGAGGACAGGACUAAGAGUGGCGGCGACUGUCAGGAGGACAUGAUUGUCGACGAUAUGGUCACCAAAAUGAGUGACAAGACAUUUGCGGAGCGACUGUUCGAAAGGGACUGUCGUUUACGGCAAAUGCAAUUAGUUAUCGAUUGGUUGGAGAGAAACCAAUUGGACGACAGCGAAGACGUCGCCAACGAUCGCAUUCAGUUCUACUCCGAGGGUCCGUAUUCGUGGGAAAACUCUUUACACGCUCUGAAGACCACUGGCGACCAAAUGCUCGCCACUGACCGCAAACUGUGUCCAAACAUGGAUCCCGACGCUCCCAUUCGCACCCGACUCUCGCUCCACGAUUUGGACGUCGAGGACGAGAACCGUCUCUUUCGUUACAUUUUCCAACUCUUGCGCGCCGGACAACUGCCCGACGCCAAAGACAUCGCCCAACGACUCGGCUACUACUGGUUGUCGGCGGCGCUUGACGGCUGGCUCCUACAUCACGACCCCAACUACGGCCACGAACACAGUGCCAGCAAAGUCUUGGAACCGAUUGAAGGCAACGCCAACCGCGACCUCUGGAAGUACGUGUGUUGGCGCGCGUCCAAAGUGGAGGGCACCAACAUCUACGAGAGGGCCAUCUUCGCCGCCCUGAGCGGCAAUGUGGCCACUCUUUUGCCGCUCUGCACGCGUUGGUCGGACCGCUUGUGGGCGUACUUCCGGUCCUCUCUCGACGUUCACAUUGAGGGCGAAUUGAGGGCAACUCUUGUCGAGAGACCGGAAGGAAAGCCGCGCUUCAAAAUCGAUUUACCGGAUCUCUAUUGGGAUAACAAACUGACGGCUCGGGCCAUCUUCCGAGAGAUCGAAUCCCACGGAACCGUUUCGUCGGCCGUCGAGGAGUCGUAUCAUCAGAACAUCCAGAAGUUCGUGAUAUUGGGAGACGUCGACAGUCUCGUGGACUACAUCUACGAGUGCUCUAAAGUGAUCGCAGAUUCGCGCCGAACGAAGAAAGAGGAGAAACGAGUCGACAAAUACCGACAAUCGGAACAAGUGGUCGAACCGCAACUCUUGAGAUUCUUCGCACAUCUUGUGCUCGCAUUAAGGCAUUUGGGAGUGAGUUCGAGUCGGGAGUCGUUAUGUGUGGCCAUUCUCGAGGCCUACAUCCAGUUCCUCAUCGACCGAAACCAGAUUGAAUUAGUGGCCUAUUAUACGGCACAACUGCCCAAAAGCAAUCAAAUCACGACUUUUGCGAAACUCCUGGAAGGCAUUGAAGACGAAGACGACCGCAAAAUGUGUAUUCUUUUGGCGAAGAACGCGAAUCUGGACAUCAACUCGAUUACAAUGACUCUCGUGGACAACGUUCGGGUCAAGACGGAGGAAGACAUGCAAUUGUCUCACGAGUUAAUGAACGCCACGAACAGCGAAGACAAGAAGAAAAUCAAUUCUUUGGAUUGGCUUUUGUUUAGCGAAGUGCAGGAGUGGAGCGAAGCUCUGAAACAAACGAAUUCUCUGAUGAGAAGCUUUUUGUUGUCCCGAAAAGUGGACGCAAUGAAAGACGCGUUCAACAAAUUGCCCGAAACUAUCAUCGAUAACGUCUACAAACAGUGGAUUCGGAGGACAGGUAGUAGUCAUUUGAGCGCUGAGGAAGACAACGCCGUUCGCGAGUACUUGUGUCACAAGGCGUACAUUCAGGCCACCGACGCCUUCACCGACUGGCAAUAUUGUUUGCAUAACUCGAAGCCUCGGGAACCGCCGAAACAGACGUCCAAACGCUUCAUGGAUACCGUCGCUUACGAGCAUUCGGUGAAACAGUUUGAACUCGAAUUGAGUCACUGGAAGGAAAUGCUCGCAAAACAGGGAAAACUGACGGCCGAUAAGAUCGAGAAUGUGCUGCUCUUUCCGGACGGCGGAUGGAUGGCUGACCAGCGGAGUGACGCCACCGGAGACCAGAUGCGCACCCAUCAGAUGGAAGAGUUGAGGCGACAAUAUAUUCCUCAACUCGUAUUCAUCGCUCAUUCCAUUCACAAGUCGUCCAACAAUUUAGGCGAUUGUCUCAAACUGGCGGAUCUGGUGGCCGACGAACGCAAAGCCAUUUAUACGAUGUUUUCCAAGGAGUUGUUAACGGAUUUGCUGAAGAAGUUGAGAGAGACGUCGAUUGAGAUCUUAAACGAGUCGUCCGACCCUUUGGGAUAUGCGACGCUUUGAGAGAUAUUUAUUUUUCUAAUCGUUUUAUACAAUAUUUGCAGUAAUUAUCGCUUCAAAUAAAUUACUUUCAAAUCCAUUGUUAUCUAAAUCUCGA
This is a messenger RNA of Oppiella nova, 2831 nucleotides long. NCBI's taxonomy places the organism in Eukaryota, Metazoa, Arthropoda, Arachnida, Sarcoptiformes, Oppiidae. The record is from the annotation of a GenBank genome assembly.